Messenger RNA from Exaiptasia diaphana, 2593 nucleotides. RefSeq lists its product as uncharacterized. Gene Ontology annotation, biological process: positive regulation of ERAD pathway; response to endoplasmic reticulum stress. NCBI's taxonomy places the organism in Eukaryota, Metazoa, Cnidaria, Anthozoa, Actiniaria, Aiptasiidae. Gene Ontology annotation, cellular component: endoplasmic reticulum. The record is from RefSeq and is a predicted model, not a curated record.
GAAUGGAAGCCAUCAUGUCCGAGUUUUUCAAUGAUACAACUACGAGCUUCUACAUCAUCUUGAUAGUGUGGACAGCUGACCAGUAUGAUGCCAUAUGCUGUCACACUGAACAAAGCAAGAAAUUCUGGCUGAGGUUUUUCUACUUGUACCAUUUCUCAUUCUAUGCAUACCACUACCGGUUCAAUGGACAGUACAGUGGACUUGCUUUGGUUACAUCAUGGUUGUUUAUUCAGCAUUCRAUGUUAUUUUUCUUCCAUCACUAUGAGCUUCCAGCCAUUCUGAACCAAGCAAACCAACYAGAACCUGAAGAUGAUCUCCUGGAAGAUCCUAUUAACCUACUGACUGACAACCCACCACCCAACCAACAAAAUAACCAACCAUCCAUUAACCAACAAGAACAUAGCCAACAAAACAACCAACUAUCCAAUAAUCAGCAAGAACCCACACAAAACAACCUAUCAUCUUUACCAGGAAGAUCAGAUAACAUGUCACAAACUUUGUUAGCCACAGGCGUGACACAAAAUAUUGGGUUACCUAGUGAUAUCACACAAAGUAUURCAUUACCUAAURUCACACAAAGUAGAUUCGACGAUUGUGUUACAAGUAUGUCACAGCUACAGGGCAAUGAAGUAUUGCAGAAUGGAACAUUAAAUGAAUCACGCACUGCACUACCGAAUGAGAUGGGUAAUAUGUCAAGUGAUUUACAAGAGACUUUAGUAUCACAUGAUUCAUGUACGAAUGGUAUAACAACUGGCUGUUUGUUACGUCACAACCUUCAGUGGACACCAUCGAACAGUGUUAACAGUGAAGACAGACCUGAUGGCACAUCGCAACCGCCACAAGAUAAAGAAAAAACAGAAUGAAUGUUACCAGGGCUAUACAGUACGAGGCACCUAAUCAAGUCAAAACAGUCGUGAAAACUCUGACCGUGAAAACUCCCAUAAUUCCGUACAAUGUCUAGCGUCUGUCAGGGACAGCAAAAAGUACACAUAGAGGAAUAACAGAAUAACAAAUGAACCCAAUCUCACUGUUAAUUCCACUGUACAUACAAUUUACCAGGAAUGGUAGUCUGGGUAGGUGAAAUGUUUCAGCAAAAGCGACAUGUUCAACGGUUGAUUAUUUUCUGCUCUGUUGGUUUCCAAUGGACAAACAAAGACUGGCAACAAUCUGGUCUAGUCAUGUAAAUCUCUAAGUACAGAAGUAUGGACUUAAAAUAAAGGACCCUGGAAAUGUGAAAUCCACAUGUCGAAAUCCUCAAAUACAGACCCUGGAUGUUUGGGCCUUCUGUGUCGGAAACCUCAAAUACAGAACCCUGGAUGUUUGGCCUUCCUGUGUUGGAAACGUAAUACAGAACCCUGGAAGUUUGGGUUUUAUGUAACGAGAAAUUAAACUCAAAUGUAGAACCCUGGAAGUGUGGACUUCCUUUAGCGAGAACUCCAGAUAUUUCGAGAAGAUCUGUUGUACGACUUCAUGUACAUGUACACGGCACAAAGGCUUUCAUGUUAUUUAAAGAAGAACUCAGAAAAUUUUCAAAAAMCUUCAAUUGAAAGGAAUUUUUCUUAAGGACGAGCAUUGAUGUUCGAACCUUGCAUAACAUAAUCCUGUAUUUCCCUAAAAUGACUCGAAUCGCUUUGGUAAACCUGAAUUUUCCGAUAUUUAUGCGACCUCAUUCAUGAAUAACCACAAGCAUAUAUGGUAGAAGUAUUGAACCAUCUAUAGGUACAUGAGAGCCUUCUAUAUCUACAACAGAGCCGUGCAUAUUGAAAUCCAUAUAUGGAAAUCGUACGACAGACUACUCUCAAAUAUAGCUUUAGAACGCUGGUAGUGUGAGCGUCCUCUCGCGGGGAUCUCAGAUACAGGACCCUGGAAGUGUGAACUUCCUGUGGCGAGAACCUUAAACAUAGGACCCUGGAAGUGUGGACUUCCUGUAGCAAGAACCACUUGAACAAAUAACCCCGGAGGUACAUGCAUAGUUUUGUAGUGAGAACAUUUAGAGGUCGUCUUCACGUUAUUCAUGGACAAAAGUCUCAAAGUAGAAGUAGUAUAUGAGAUUCGAUUAUUAAAUGAUUGAAAAUAGCAUUUUCGCUUUUCAAAUCAAGUUGUUUUAACCCGCCAWGUUUCCCCUGUAGUUCCGCAAUGCAGAAAGUCGAUGUUUUACUCAAUUGUACUCUCGUUUAAUCCUAGCUGCGAGUAAAUCCACGAUGCCAACGGAGCUGGUUUAAGCGUGUGAGAAACGAUUCCGAAUGAGAUAUGUAGAGUGUGUGGGUUCCCUGUGUUCCCGUCUCCUGGGAAUUGUGGGCGGGGUUCCCCGGUAUUUAGGGCUAUGAGCGGGCUCAGUGAGGGGCAGUAGUUUUCUGACGCGUUGGAGGUAAAAGUAACGAUAGGCCAAAGGACCUCGCAAACAUUUAAACGUACCCUACGCGCCGACAUCAUCGUGGGAAGUUGUUUCAAUAACUGUAGACACAAGAAAAAGAAGUUUACAGAUAUAUAGACUUGAAUAAGAUCUUUUAUUAAGAUCGAUACCAAUAUAUUAAAGUCUACCAUAGUUAGUACUAACUACACKUGAAAUUCAUUAAAUAAUGUGCUAAUUCAA